Molecule: messenger RNA, 864 nt
Organism: Mycena indigotica
Lineage: Eukaryota; Fungi; Basidiomycota; Agaricomycetes; Agaricales; Mycenaceae
Exons: 2
Coding region: 1-864 (287 amino acids)
Biological process (GO): protein dephosphorylation
Cellular component (GO): cytoplasm; protein phosphatase 4 complex; nucleus
Molecular function (GO): protein phosphatase regulator activity
Source: RefSeq, a predicted model, not a curated record
AUGUCUCUUGAACUCCUCCGUCACAUCGCGUCAACAGAUAUUUUCGAGUACGCUUUUUUUCCUGUCUCUCCGCCACCCAAUCGACAACAGUACAGCUCAGAAUGGCCGCCAUUACGCGAUUUUAUCAAGGACAGGACUCAACAAAAUAUUGAACUCUAUUUCUCCAACCCGGAUCGACCACCUCUACCUCCGAGUUUCCAGCCAAUCGCGACUGCAACAGGCGGUCUCAAGAUAGCGCCUUUCCCUCCUCGUCGUACCAUAUUACCGGUACCCACAAGCUACAUGACAGUCCAAGAGGCGGCUGACAUGAAGAUGGUGGUAUUUGAGCUUCUGGACCAGUUUGAAUCCGCACCAUUUACCAUCCAACGCGUUUGUGAGCUUUGUCUAGAGCCUCAAAAACACUACACAUCGGUGGGCAAAUACCUGCGAGCGUUGGAGAAAACUCUGCUCGUCACAUCGACCCACAACAGCUUCCCACCUUUGACAGAGAGUGAACGGGAUACUACCAUUCGAACCAUGGAAGCAAUUGGCGGUGCACCAUCGAUUCCUCAAACACCUCUUUUCUCGCCAAUUCCUAUGGGAUUUUUACAUAACGAUGCACGACGCUCUAAAUCUCGUAGUCCGCCACCAUCUCCACUCAUUCUAGCCAAUGCGAGCGAAGCUCAUCCAGACGCACCCGAAACCAAGUCCUUUGGUUUGGUUGACGAGCUUGACAACCCGAAGCCAGGCCACAUGAGCGAACACCCAGUCGCACUGACUGCAGUGACGGAAGGACAGCAGGUGGAGAGUUUGGAAGAGCGCUUUGUCCGUGGUCAAUCUGAUGAAGAAAUGGUAGUAGACAACAAAGAGAAUGCUCCCACAUAA